Molecule: messenger RNA, 3737 nt
Organism: Etheostoma spectabile (orangethroat darter)
Lineage: Eukaryota; Metazoa; Chordata; Actinopteri; Perciformes; Percidae
Gene: camkvl
Product: CaM kinase-like vesicle-associated, like
Exons: 12
Coding region: 261-2690 (809 amino acids)
Biological process (GO): protein phosphorylation
Molecular function (GO): protein kinase activity; ATP binding
Source: RefSeq, a predicted model, not a curated record
GUGGGAGGGAGGGAGGGCGGCAGGCAGAAGCAAGCAAACUAAUUCUCACCCAAGAACAGACAGUCGUGCCAGAGCAGGAGCCGCUGUUAGUUCACCUCUCUGGCGCUCUUUGCACAUCAACAAAGACACGUUAUUUGUGUUUGUUCUUCUUCUUCCUCGAGUCUACCAAGUAGGAUCAGAGUUUCCAUUUUGGAUAGGGGGCUGCAAACACUCGCACCCACACUUUCUUCAAGCCUCGAGAACUUAAGCUGAAUGCCGGCAUGCCAUUUGGGUGCCUUGCCCUGCGAGAUGGGCGGAGUUACGAUAGCAUGUCUGAUGUCAACGACAAAUAUGAGAUUGGACAAGUCCUCCGAGCGAAGGAGUUCUGUGAGCUGUGUUUGGCUAAGGACAGACAGACAGACAAGGUGUUUGUCUGCAAGAAAUUCCUCAAGAAAGACGGCAGGAAAGUCCGCAAGGCUGCCAAGAACGAAAUCAUGAUCCUGAAAUUGAUCAACCAUCCAAACAUCCUUCAGCUGAUUGACACAUUCGAGACCCGGAAAGAAUACCUCAUCAUCCAGGAACUUGCCACAGGAGGAGAUGUAUUUGACUGGAUUCUGGACCAAGGGAAUUACACAGAAAGAGACGCAUCCAAUGUCAUCAGACAGGUCCUUGAGGCAGUAGCGUACUUACACUCCCUCAACAUAGUUCACAGGAACCUAAAGCUGGAAAAUCUGAUGUACUACAAUGAAAACAACCACAACAAAGUAGUUCUGCGAGACUUCUACUUGUCCCGGUUUGAAAACGGACCCAUCACAGAGCCUUGUGGAACCCCAGAAUACCUAGCUCCUGAAGUGGUGGCUCGUCACCGAUAUGGUCGUCCUGUGGACUGCUGGGCUGUGGGUGUCAUUAUGUUCAUACUCUUAUCAGGUAACCCUCCUUUUUAUGAUGAGACAGAGGAGGAGAACACAGAUCUACAUAAUCGCAUCAUCUUCUGUCGCAUUGUUGCUGGUGACUUUGAGUUUGAUUCUCCAUACUGGGAUGACAUUUCACCUGCAGCUAAGGAGCUUGUCUGUCGACUCAUGGAGGUGGACCAGAUGCUGAGAAUCACCGCACAGGAUGCACUUUGGCACGAAUGGAUUGCGGGGAAUGGUGCAUCAGAGAAGAACCUUAAGGAUGGUGUGUGUGCCCAGUUUGAGAAGAACUUUGCCAAGGCCAAAUGGCGGGAGUUGAAGAAAGCGAUCCGUGUCACCACCUUCAUGCAACGUUUGAAGAAUUCAGAGACACUGACUGAAAGUUCAGCCGAGGCUCAGGGCAGCGAGGAGGCAGGAGACGGUAAAGGGGGGGUGUCACAAGGAACAAGUGAUGAGGGAGACAAAGGGACGAGUGAUGGAGGGUUAACAUCAAGUAGUGUGUCUUUAGAAGUUACUGUUGAAAAUACACCGGUAGGUAUGGACCAGGAUGAGGGGAGGAGUAAGGUCGGAGAAAAACAAGAUGAGGUCAAGAUGAGCAUAGGCCCAUCAGAUAUUCAGGAGCCUCUCAGUCAGAAAAGCCAAACAGAUGCAGCCCCGAUACUCAAACAGGAGGAGCUUGAUAAGGUUGGUGCAAAGAAAGCAACAGGUGAUGGAACCAGGAAAAUAGCUGCCAAUUUGGGUCAAAUUAAAGUUGUUCCAAAAUCCAAACCAACUCCCGUAAUGACGCCUGACCCCUCCAACCUGUCAGACGGUUCUUUAGGCACUAACCUUGACAAAAAACACACAUCCACCUCCCCUGAUCCCAGCAACAAACGUAAGAUGGCUGCAACGCUCCAUGGCCCUCUACACACAGCCUCUGUUGCUGGAACAGCCUCACCAGAGAAGAGGCCAGCCACGCAGAGGGAGCAAAAGGAUGAGACUGAUGGAAGCUGGUGUCAGACACAAGUACCUGAUGCAGUGGCAGAGAGGUCAGUGGCAGUCACUCCAGCAAUGGUGCCUGGAGCUGGGGCAGAUGUAGGACUUGGAGUUAGAUUAAGGGGUGAUUCUAGCCCUGUGGGUAGAAGGGAAAGAGAUGCCAAGACAACAGACAGAUACAGUGCUGAGUUUAGCAUAGCGAGGCCAGGUCCUGUGACAGGACAGGGUUGUUAUGUAGUAGGCAGCUCUGCUAGUUUAGGCCGUCACGCCACACCAUACAGCACAGAAGUUGGGACUGUAGGGAUGGGGAUGGCAGGAAGCUAUGGAAGUCCAUACAGUUCCCUGUAUACGAGUGGCGCAGGGGUAGGGAUGUACGGGACUGGGCUAUCACAUGGAGGAGGUGGGAGCAGCACUACAAGCGACUGGCAAAUGGACAGUGUGAUCGAGCAGAUAGAAAAGCAAAUGGCUGCCGUGCUGGAGAAGAUUGAGGGAGACAUGCCCUCGCUGUUAGAGCAAAUCAGUGACUGCCCCGCUGAACCACCACGUGCCAGGAGCACACACGCCUCGCCAGCCACCUCCCGUGCACGUUCCUCACAACACUCCACGACUGCAACCUCGGCCACUCCUCCGCCUCUUCCAACUUCUCCCAGGCCUGUGCUGCCAUCUCUCCCUCACCUUACUAUCCCUCCCCCCUCCUAUCCCCCACCAUCUCCACCCACACAAUCCUCACCCCAGGCUGCAGGAGAGCAGGAAGACAUGGAUGGACAGAGGGAUGCUGCUCGUACCAGCCAAUCCCCCAGAGCUGGGAUGGGCAGGGGACUAUAAAGUAGGUGUCCAUGAUGCAACAACCCGUGUAACAUUAAAUUUAUAGUAUAAAUUUGAAGGUUUAAAGACCUAGAUGUAUUAUCCAUUUACUCCCUAGAAGAAAAUGAAUCAUGUAAUGGUGUUUGGUUGGGCUCUGUGCUCAUACUGGUUCGAGAGAAAACUCCCUAUGGCAAUACUCUUAUGACCACAGCGUGUAGGGGGAGCAAUGUACUGGAUCUCUCUGUAAGCUACAAAGAGAAAGAUCUCAAAGGUUUGUUUGCAUCUCAAAUCGAGAUUAUGCGCAUGACUGCUCACCAUAUAACCUCCUCAUACUGGAAUCCAAGCACUCAGAUCCCAAAUUAUAAGUUUAAAAAUCUACCAGUAAGAAAUUAUGAAAAUUUUCAGAUAAUAGUGAGAGUUAACAGGAAGUGUUAUGAUUUUGCAUUGUUCCCUACAAACUGUAAAUACAAACAAACUGAGUUACUCCCAUGUUGUGAACUUCCUCAUAUCCAAACUGACAUGACUGAAUCAGCUCAUCCCAUUUCAUUAUUUUGUGUUCCUUUUUAUUCAUGUAGUAAUUCAUUCUACAGUAAGGCUGCAAAUAUGAACUUGUAGUCACACACUUGUACAGACGUUUGUGAAACUGAACUAAUCAAGUAUUUCCAUUUGCUGCUGGAGACUGAGAUUUGUUCUAUUAUAUAGUGUGUUUAAACUUGAACUGUCACUCAAAGUCUUGUGAGUUUCUCCACAAAUGUAUGUUGGACAGCUGGGGAAAAAUCUUAAGAUGCAAAAUGUUGAGUAAAGGCUUUGCAAUAACAAACACACACGCGCGCGUGCACGCACACACACACACACACACACACACACACACACACACACACACACACAUACACUCACACACUCACACACAUGCUCCUUUUUAUCAUGUAAGAAGUCUUUCUGAAGUUCACCUGCUUUUGGAUCUAUGUAACACCAGGUUAUGUGAUUUUCUCCCAAACAAGUAUAGACAUCCACUAUUUUCUGCCCCUAUGUAAACUGUGCUCUAUUUGCAAGUCUUUCAAUAAAAAA